AUGGGUCGCUAUCUUACUCCCGCCAAGAUCACCCUACUUGUGGUGGCCUACUUGUACACCGAGGACGAUGUGGUGCCUCACGAUGCUGCCACAAAUGUCCUGAGAUUCUUGCUCAAGAAUGUUCUACCAGCAGACAAGGCUUCCGGCGCCACGUUAUCUUCCGAAGGUCUUGAGGCUUCGCUGCCGAUAUCAGCUUUUGAGUCCACGCUGGCAUGCCACGACUCGGCCAGGCCAGGUCGGACACUAUACGACCUUCUUCUAAAAUACCUAUGGGCAAUUGACUGUGCUCAUGCUCUUGAUGCAUUUAUCACGAAUCUGCCGUGUCUUCUCGCCAAGACGAGAGAUCAAAUCCUUCGUGAUCGUGAGCGGGAACCCUCUGAGGAACCGGAGGAAACAAAUGGCCGCAUCCUGGGUACUUCACCCCUGGGGGCUUUCAUCCGGCGGUGCCAUCUAGAAUACGUCCGUCUCCAGUUUCAAGACAGCAUCGCCCUGUGGCAGGAUUUCAUCUCCUACCGCCUUCCAACUCGCCAAGCCUUUGAAAAGAAACACCCCGCCGAGUCUACGUCCAGCCUGGAUGCCAACUUGUCAGGAAUGCAUAUCGACUCCACUCAUCCCAUCGCGAGAAUAAUGUAUGCGCGUCUUGCCGAAGAGGAACCUCCCCGCGAUGGUGUCUUCAGCACCUACGAUGUCGAGAAGCUCAUGGAAUUUCAGGUCGCCGAAAUGCAGCGCCUAGGCAGCCGGCUUCCCGACCGGAUGAAGACCCGUCUCGAAACGAUGGGCAAGGCGGGCGCCGUGAUUCCCAAACUAGGUCACUAUCUAGCCUUUCUGGACUCCUGGCGCGCCGGCGACUUCUCGUCUGCGUUGGACAAUCUACACCGGUACUUCGAUUACGCAAUGCAAACUAGAGAACGCGCCUGUUAUCAGUACGCCCUGCUGAACCUGGCAAUCCUACAGGCAGAUUCUGGCUCCUACGCCGAAGCGCUCCCAGCCAUGCAGGAGGCCAUUGCCGUCGCCCGGGAAAACAAAGAUGUUCCUUGCCUCAACUUUUGUAUGAGUUGGGUAUAUCAUUUCGGUCGGUCGUUCCCGGGGCAGCGCAAGCACAUUGUCACCUCGGGGAUCCUGGGCAAUGAGGUCGAGGGUUUGGCAUUCUUGAAGGCACGAGCCAAAGACGCUGAGAUGUGGUCCCUUCUGAGCACGUCACUGCUUAGCGAGGCGAAGCUGGGACUGCAGUACGGCGAUAGUCUUGCCGUUGUGUUCGAGAACAUUGCCAAGGCAAGUUAUUUGAACACUGUCAAGGCCGACCAGAGCGUGACGGGGCCCUUGAUGCUCAUGAGGAGCGCGACGUACAGCCGUGCCGGUCUGACACAUAUGAGUUGGUGGGCGGGACAAGCGUUCUUGCAGUGCUAUGCACAAGAUGCGCCUCUCGAAGACGUCCUGAAGUGCAGAUGUCGCACGGCAGGAUUGCUUGCACACCGAGGACGGUACGAUGAGGCUACAGACGUGCUGAACAGCAUGCCGUCGGAUGUGUCGAGGGUGCUGAAGUAUCAGAAAUAUCUCACAAUCUAUGCCGGCACGUUGAAGGCGAAAAGAUUUCUGCACCGGGAAGAUCUGACCGCCGCGGAACACCUGCUUGAACGGUUGAGGGGCCAGGGCGUGCCUGAGGCCGAAAUGGCAUUCACGUUGGCGCUGCUCGAGAUUGAUCUGUUGAUCCGCCAGGGCAAUUUGACGAAAGCACUCGACCGGGUUGAGGCCGCGGUAGGGAAACCCGAUCAGGAGAUCAGCGAUAUUGCGAUCCAGACGCAGCUGUUGAAUCUGAAAGCAAGGAUCCUGGCUGAAAGCGGUUUCCCACUUAAGGGUUUCUCGCUCGUCAUGCGGGCAUCUCAGAUUGCAUUUCGAGGAAGACUUUUGCCGGCAUUAUGGGAGUCGAUCGGCUUACUGGCGAAUAUCCUCAACGAACUGCACGAGUUUAGUGCGGCGGCGGAUCUUUUGGAGUCCAUUCUACCGCGGGUACUCGAAUUCCAGGACUGCUAUAUGGCAGGGCGGUCGUUUGGGCUCUUGGCCGACGCGAACAUGGGCAUGGCUGGGGCAGAAAUUGACCAGUCGACAAAACAAAAGGAGUUUAUCGGCAAAGCCGUGGAGAACGUUGAUCACUCAUAUCAGCAAUUCCGGCGUGUUGAGGACCUCAAAGGUCAGCUGGAGAUGCUGAAGAAAAAAGCCACAAUCAUGCAUUGGCGAGGUGAUUUAGUGCUAGCAAACGAUAUGGCCACACAGUAUCUCGAACUAGCGAAGCAAUAUAGGGCUCAGCGGGUCUGA
Exophiala spinifera is the source of this 2313-nucleotide messenger RNA. RefSeq lists its product as uncharacterized. The record is from RefSeq and is a predicted model, not a curated record. Gene Ontology annotation, cellular component: anaphase-promoting complex. The coding region runs from base 1 to 2313 and encodes 770 amino acids. Gene Ontology annotation, biological process: anaphase-promoting complex-dependent catabolic process; positive regulation of mitotic metaphase/anaphase transition; protein K11-linked ubiquitination. Gene Ontology annotation, molecular function: protein binding. The transcript has a single exon. NCBI's taxonomy places the organism in Eukaryota, Fungi, Ascomycota, Eurotiomycetes, Chaetothyriales, Herpotrichiellaceae.